AUGUUGAUUGCCAUACCACCUCUUCACAAGCAAACCAAUGUCCCAGUUGUUAGGAUUAUACAAAAACGGAUCGCCAUGCAGCAUGCGAGACACACACAGUGCCGCGUCCCUCGGUACUGGUGCCACACCCAGCCGAGCACUCCCCCCCUGAUUGGAAUCCCUAAUCCGCCCCCCUGGCAACUCAGCCCCCUGAUUGGAAUCCCUAAUCCGCCCACCCUGGCAACUCAGCCCCCUGAUUGGAAUCCCUCAUCGACCUCCCCUGCCCCUGAUUGGAAUUCCUCAUCGACCUCCCCUGCGCCCUUGAUUGAAUCCUUAUCAACCUCGCCUGCAUCUCAGCCCCCGAUUGAAUCCCUAAUCCGCCCCGCCUGCCCCCGAUUUGGAAUCCCUAAUCGACCUCGCCUGGCAACUCAGCCCCUGAUUGGAAUCCCUAAUCGACCUCGCCUGGCAACUCAGCCCCUGAUUGGAAUCCCUCAUCGACCUCGCCUGGCAACUCAGCCCCUGAUUGGAAUCCCUAAUCGACCUCGCCUGCCCCUGAUUGGAAUCCCUAAUCGACCUCGCCUGGCAACUCAGCCCCUGAUUGGAAUCCCUAAUCGACCUCGCCUGGCAACUCAGCCCCUGAUUGGAAUCCCUAAUCGACCUCGCCUGGCAACUCAGCCCCUGAUUGGAAUCCUAAUCCGCCCUCGCCUGCCCCCGAUUGGAAUCCCUAAUCCGCCCCGCCUGGCAACUCAGCCCCCGAUUGGAAUCGCUAAUCGACCUCGCCUGGCAACUCAGCCCCCUGAUUGGAAUCCCCAAUCGACCUCGCCUGGCAACUCAGCCCCCGAUUGGAAUCGCCGCCCAAUCCCCAGUGAGCCUCAGCCUCCGCGCCCUCAGGUGCCGAGAUUAAAAAGAGAUCGGCUCGGGAACAUGGGCUGGCCGCCCGCCAAAGCAGGUUAUGGCGCGAGAGAUUCCGUGGACGCGCGACUCUUCUCGGGCCGCGUUCACCAGGCGCAGCCAAGCUCUGUGUUCACGCAGCUGCCAGACUGGAGUGAAGAGACUAUUGCAUUACCAAUAUCAGUAUGA
Penaeus chinensis is the source of this 1059-nucleotide messenger RNA. Its product is annotated as formin-2-like. NCBI's taxonomy places the organism in Eukaryota, Metazoa, Arthropoda, Malacostraca, Decapoda, Penaeidae. Bases 1 to 1059 code for a protein of 352 amino acids. The transcript is spliced from 9 exons. The record is from RefSeq and is a predicted model, not a curated record.